GCCUGUCAGUACCUGUCAGUUUUUCGUCAAUAUCUUGUUUCUCCAGUUACUUAAUCUUUGCUCUGCCGCAAACGAUUCAACCGAAGAAUAUGAGCGUGAUAUAAUCCUCAGUAUAAUUCAAGAAGCAUUUGAUUUGAUUUCUGGGCAAUCUUCAAAGUUCAAAAUGCAUCCCGUUGAAGCAUUGUACGAAAUCGGUGCUACGGCUAUUGCUGGCUUGCAGAACACUUUUCCAGAUAGCGACAGGUUCUUUUUGGCCGUAACGAAAGUCGCUGAUCCAGAUUAUGCUUUCUCGAUUCUGGUCCCACUAUUUGCCAUUUUAAGUCCUAAGCUGUCUUCUGAUAUACUGAUAGUUAGUUUCGUGUCUGAGUGGUCUAAUGUGUUGUUGAAAUGGCUACUCAUGGAACAUAGACCCUACUGGUGGGUUAAAGAAAGAGAGCUGCUGAUAAAGCAUCCUGUACCUCUGCUAAGACAAACUCAGUUAACAUGUGAAACUGGUCCAGGUUCCCCAUCGGGGCAUGUGAUGGGCUCUGCAGCUGUACUUUUUGCAAUUGUUCAUUUUAUGAACGAGUCGUUAUCAAGGCAUCAAAGAAUUAGCGAAACGACUAAAACAAGAAUAAAAUUUACUCUCUGGCUCUUGUUCGGUAUUUUGCUGUUCUUGGUUUCUGCGUCUCGCCUUUACGUUGCCGCGCAUUUUCCUCAUCAAUGUAUCCUCGGAGCAUUCGGAGGUGUGCUGAUAGCACGGACGUUUUUAUGCAACUAUAGAAUUUCAACAUGGUGGCGGCAUACUCGCAGGCCAAAACUACUCUUGGCUGCUUUAGGCAUGACCAUGAUAUCUUUCGGAUCGUAUUGGCUGCAGAAAGGCCUUGGCAUGGAUCCACAGUGGAGUGUCAAAUUGGCGUUUAAAUGGUGUACCAAUCCAGAGUGGAUUCACGUUAACACAACACCGCUAUUCUCGCUAGUGAGAGUAUCUGGUGCCGCGUUUGGAUUAGCAUUAAUUGCACCUGUUCGAGUCAGGCUAUCUCACUCUGCACAAUGUUCAAGCUACAUAGUUAAAGGAGCUCUGAUUUGCAGCUUGACUAUUGCCUUGCAACUCGCUCAAUCUGCUAUCCCAACUGAUCGAGUACUACCGUUUUACCUCUGCGUCUUCAUGCUGUAUGCUGUUCAACCGUAUAUGUACUUAGUCGCAGUGCCCUUUAUGGCUAGCGAUCGUCCAGCAGGAGGACCCAAAGUUGAUUAAUAGGCAACCAAUUAGUUAAUAUUUCAAUGACGUCACUUAUAUCUUAUUAGAACUUUAUUUAUUGAGCGCAGAGUGCAGCACAAGAGUCUAGUAAAGUACCUCGCGGUGUUCUAGUCAAACAAUCUUCGUGAAUAGUUACCGCUUUGUCAUCGACACUGCAGAUUUACUAUUCAUAUUUGUACAUAUAGACAUAUGCAAUUGAACUUCGUGAGAGUUUGCUUAAUUAGUUAAUAAUCAUAGAGCAAACUUGAUGAUCGUAGAAAAUUUAAUUGCGAAAGUUCGUAAUACAUCCAGGCCUGUUAUUUCGCUUUUCGCACGGCAUAGAUUCAAAUCUACGGGUUGGCAGAAUCAUCUAAGAUUCAGGAAAACUUCCAGCGCCUAAUCAACUUGACAUGCAGCCGAAAGUCAAAAGUAAAUCAGUCUCCUAGUUUGUCUGCCAUCGUAUCGUAUCGUAUAGCCAAUAUUUUCUGGAAUUUCCUCAGGUGU
Messenger RNA from Diprion similis, 1723 nucleotides. Its product is annotated as glucose-6-phosphatase 2. The coding region runs from base 164 to 1237 and encodes 357 amino acids. The transcript is spliced from 9 exons. Gene Ontology annotation, molecular function: glucose-6-phosphatase activity. Gene Ontology annotation, biological process: glucose 6-phosphate metabolic process; gluconeogenesis. Gene Ontology annotation, cellular component: membrane. NCBI's taxonomy places the organism in Eukaryota, Metazoa, Arthropoda, Insecta, Hymenoptera, Diprionidae. The record is from RefSeq and is a predicted model, not a curated record.